AUGACAGAAAUGACAGACAUCACAAAUUCGUUGGAUUCAUUACCAGCUACUCCUUCGGAGAUCGCUUGGACUGUCUCCCCCGCAGACACAUCCCUUGAUUCCCCGGAACCGGAGACAAUACCAAAAGAAGAGGAGGGGGACGAGAAGAAGCCCUCCAAAAAGAGAAAGUCAUGGGGUCAAGAACUCCCAGUUCCUAAGACAAAUCUCCCACCACGAAAACGUGCCAAAACAGACGAUGAGAAAGAACAACGAAGAAUUGAGCGAGUGCUCCGGAACCGCGCUGCGGCUCAGACUUCCCGCGAGCGGAAAAGAUUGGAAAUGGAGAAGCUAGAGACGGAGAAGAUCCGCAUGGAGCAACAAAACCAGUUCCUCCUUCAACGACUUACUCAGAUGGAAGCCGAGAAUAACCGCCUGUCACAACAGGUGGCUCAGCUCUCUGCAGAGGUCCGCGGGUCUCGUAGCUCUACUCCCAAGGCGGCAACACCCGCCCUCGAAUCCCCCACUCUUACACCGACCCUGUUCAAGCAGGAAGGGAUAGAACUCCCCAUGGAGCGUAUUCCUUUCCCUACCCCAUCAACCGACUACUCCCCGACGCUCAAGCCUUCCACUCUGGCUGAGGUCUCUGACGUGACACAACAUCCUGCAGCGGUGUUGUGCGACCUGCAGUGUCCGUCUCUGACCUCGAUGGAGCUGGAAGUGCUCUCCCUCUCUUCGACCUGGGACCGAGCCUCGAACCUCCGGUUAACAAUGAUGUUGCCGCUCCUCUUUCUGAUGAUGACUUCCGCCGCCUAUUCAACGGUGAUUCUCCCACUGACUCAAAUCCUUCAUUCCCUGAAGACGGGUUUGCCUUUGACGUUCUCGACGGAGGAGAUCUAUCAGCAUUUCCCUUUGAUUCAUUGGUUGAUUUCGACCCCGAGUCUGUCGCCCUCGAAGGCGUUGACCCGAUCGGUCUUCCGGAUGAGACUACUCACCCGCCUGCUAGCAUGCAGCCCAGCCUUGGCGCGUCCACUUCGAGAUGCGACGGGCAGAGCAUUGCAGCUAGCGGUUAGUGAGCAGAUCCUCUCCCCGCAGACUGUUUUGGCCGACGCCCCGGGUCGAUUGCGCAUGGAGUCGCUAUUGUCUAUGAUCCGGGCGAUUGAUAGUCUAGACCCGUCCCGACGAGGACAUCGGAAAGUUGGCCGGCGACGCAUUUACGGAAAGAUUCAUCGGAGUGGCGUAAGGAGUUCCUGGAGUUCAGACCCUAGCAAGACUCUUACGUCUCUGCUCAUGGGCAAACAUUUAUGA
This is a messenger RNA of Penicillium taxi, 1284 nucleotides long. RefSeq names its product transcription factor HAC1 (gene hacA). The record is from RefSeq and is a predicted model, not a curated record. Gene Ontology annotation, molecular function: DNA-binding transcription factor activity, RNA polymerase II-specific. Gene Ontology annotation, biological process: positive regulation of transcription by RNA polymerase II. The transcript has 2 exons. Bases 1 to 1284 code for a protein of 427 amino acids. Lineage: Eukaryota; Fungi; Ascomycota; Eurotiomycetes; Eurotiales; Aspergillaceae.